AAUUUUCACGGUAUGACGAAGAAUAUGAGUUCAUGGUUAAAAAUCGAAUAAAAGUGAACGAUUAUUUUUCUUCACCGUAUAGUGUUAUUAGCAAACAUAAAUUUAUAUUUGUAAGAUAAAAGGUACUUGACCUGGACAUGGAGUACUUCAAUAAAAAAAGUAUUUUAUUAUGAUUGCAACUAACACAGCUGUGUAUGAUAGGUUAGACAAAUGAAAAUACGAUUUUAUGAAAUAAAAUAAAAUCUUUACGUAAAAAGAUCACAUCGUUCGGAAAAGCUGAAUAUUCCUUAUGUCCAUGAUUCAAUACUGAUGCAAUGAUGAUGGACCAAGAAGAACAUUUAAUAGAAAGGAAUCAACCAAAGUGUUUUACACGUUCAGCAGCACGGCAUCUUCGUCGUAAGCGUUUGCAUGACUUUCGUAGAGCUGAAAAGCAACAAGAAAAUUUAACCAAUAACGUAAACACUGAAUCCAAUCAAAAAUCUGCCACUGAAAAAGACAGAGAUCAACCAGAAGUUAUAACAAAGUCAAAAGCUCGGAGAUUAAGGAAAAGAAAUAAAGCAACACAGCUUCAGAAUUGUUGUUCGUACUGUGAAUCAUAUUGUAAAGAUUCGUCACUUGUCAUUGAGCCAAUCAAUAAUCAAGAAGUUAUUACUGAUAACGACACAACAGAUACAAAACUAGUGACAAAAUCUAAAGCGCGACGAUUACGAAAGAAAAAUAAAACAAAGUCUGUUCAGAACAUCUGUUCUUUUUGUUAUGAUACUUACUUUUCUAUCAUUGAUCCAAUUUUGAUGAAAUACAUCAACCGAGAAGAAAACAAUCUAAGCUGUUGUACUGAAUUUGAAACAAGUGUUGUUAAUGUGGAGUCGGAGAUGAUCCGGGUAGCAGCAGACGGAGUAUCAAAAAAGAGCACGCACAAAGACGUUGAGCAAAAUAACUCUACGGUUACAGCAACUAAGAUGCCUGACAGUAAAGUAAACAUCCCAGAAAAGUCAAGAGAAGAAAUUAAAGCUGAACGUGAAGCCAAGAAAGCUGCUAAAGCACUUGCUAAAGCAAAAGCUAAAUCUUCGAAGGUAGAAGAUAAGGAUGCUUCCAAAGAUAAAACUGUGCCUACUGAAACUAAGAAAAAUAAGGAAAACAGUGAAACGCCGGAGAAUAUUCAAGUUUCCAAUAAAAUACCUGUAGUUAAUAAGACUAUUAAUACGUGUAUAAAAGUUGCACCCGUACAAAGUAAUACUGAAGGUAAAGCAGAAAAAAGUAAAGCAGAAUUGCGGGCUGAAAGAAGAGCGAAACAAGAAGCACAAAGAGCAGCUAAGCAGCAGCAACUGCAAGAAAAAAGUAGAGUUAAAAAGAAAGAAGAAGAUAAUGAUAAAUGUAUUAAGCAAAUUACUGAUGAAACAAGUAUUGAUAAGAAAAUUGUGACGCCUAAAAAAGUUGCUCAAAAAGAUAAUUCUCAUCAGAUAAAUCUCUUUAAACAUUUGUAUCAUGAAAGAGAGCAAGCUGUUGUAAAUGUACAUUUUGUCAAUUCAAGUAUACAUCCUGCAAUAGUGAGAUUAGGUACACAGUACGCGAGCAAAAUAAUCGUUGGCAGUAACGCAAGGUGUGUUGCACUUUUGGCUACUGUCAAGCAACUUAUUCAGGACUUUGAACGACCAUCACAAGCCGAUUUCAUUAGAGGUUUGGAAGCGAGUUUACAAGAAUCCGUAGCGUACUUGCAUCAUUGUAGACCAUUAGCUGUUUCUAUGCAAAACGCAUUGAGACACUUAAAGUGGCAAAUGACACAAUUACAUCCUGCGUUGUCUGAUGCAGAUGCAAAAAAUAAGUUAAUCAGCGCAAUAGAUACUUACAUCCUUGAACAAAUACAACUUGCUGAUAAGGCAAUAUCAAUAACGAUUCAAACGAAAAUAUCUAAUGGAGAUGUUAUUCUUACUUAUGGCUAUUCAUCACUGAUUCAUAAAAUACUAUCAGAUGCGCAUACUGCUGGAAAACAAUUUCGUGUUAUUGUUGUGGAUGGAAGACCAUGGCUUGAAGGAAAAGAACAACUUAGACGUUUAGCAAAAAAUGGAAUUGAAUGCUCAUAUAUUUUAAUUAAUGCUUUAAGUUAUGUAAUGCCGGAAGUGUCUAAAGUUUUUCUUGGUGCUCACGCAAUAUUAGCUAAUGGUGCAGUUAUGUCUAGAGUUGGUACCGCUCAAGUUGCUUUAAUGGCAAGAGCUUUCAAUAUUCCUGUAUUAGUAGCAUGCGAAACUCACAAAUCUUGUGAACGUGUACAAACAGAUUCUAUAGUCUACAAUGAAUUAGGUAAUGCAGAUGAACUCGCACAAGUUUAUGGGAACGGGACAAAGAAAUCAUUACUUGCAAACUGGAAGAUUAGAAAGUCAUUGAAUCUGUUAAAUAUAACAUAUGAUGUUACACCGGCUGAUUUGGUAACAGCCGUCGUUACAGAAUUGGCUAUUUUACCAUGUACUAGUGUUCCUGUGAUUUUAAGAAUUAAACCAUCUGAAAUCUGAAUGA
Molecule: messenger RNA, 2511 nt
Organism: Megachile rotundata (alfalfa leafcutting bee)
Lineage: Eukaryota; Metazoa; Arthropoda; Insecta; Hymenoptera; Megachilidae
Gene: eIF2Bdelta
Product: eukaryotic translation initiation factor 2B subunit delta
Source: RefSeq, a predicted model, not a curated record